Molecule: messenger RNA, 4167 nt
Organism: Oldenlandia corymbosa var. corymbosa
Lineage: Eukaryota; Viridiplantae; Streptophyta; Magnoliopsida; Gentianales; Rubiaceae
Source: the annotation of a GenBank genome assembly
AUGCUGAGUUCGAAAUCUAGGGUUGGUGAUUUUCCAGUGGUUAGCGAAGAUUGUAUUUGGGAAAUUUUGAAGUGGGUCCCUGUCAAAUCCUUGACGAGAUUCAAGUGUGUAAGCAAGCUUUGGCAAUCGAUUAUUCAAAACCCAUUGUUCGCGCAAUCCUAUCAGGGAGGUUUCAAAGGUUUACUCCUCAAUCUCUCGCAUGGUGAAGGCUACAUGAAGUAUACCUUCUUUCAUUUGAAUAUUUCGAGUAUUGAGAAUGAUAACGUCGCCCGAAUCUCCGGUUUUCACACCGUAAACAUGAGGAGAAUGAACCGUAUGUCGCCUGUGAAUGGCCUUGUAUGUUUUUAUCAUGGCAAAUACUCGUGUAUCUACAAUAUUGCCACCCGAGAAAAGAUGGAUCUUCCGGUUUCAAUCAAUGAUUCCGAAAAAUGUGAUUACCAUCUUGGAUUUGAUCCCGUUAACAAACUGUACAAGGUGUUGAAGACGUGCCCGGUUUAUGAUCGCUUCCACGGAUACAAGCGAGUAGCCUGUUCUUCCGUUGUUGCUAACAAGCGAGGAGCCUGUUCUUCCUUUGUUGCUAAUUUAAACUCGGAGAUUUUAACCCUAGGUGUUGAUAUCUCGUGGCGUACUAUUGAUCCCGCGCCUUGGGAGUUGAGGAACAGCGCGUACUGUGGUAGUAACGGAGGUCUAUAUUGGGACGCUCAGCGCCUGCUAGGUACUGAGCGUCGCUUUCUACAUUUUGAUCUUGUUGACGAGAUCUUCGCAUUCAUCCAUAAACCUCAUCCGAGAAUAAGGUUUCGUUGGUUGUUUGGACCGAAUCCAACCCUAGUCUCAAAACAUUGGGUUGGUGGACAUAUGUUUCCCGAGAAGUCAUUGAAUCUGUUUUUUCACAACAAUAACCAUCCUCCUAUUGGCGCCACCUGGACAAGGCACGAAAUUCAAGGCGUAGUACAAUCAUCAUCAUCGUCAGGAGGAGGAUAUGAAGCUGUGACUACACUCCCCACCGGAGAGGUGAUCUUCAUGAAUACAGAUUCUAGUACGUGGAAGUUCCCGGUGCCGUUUUAUGUCUAUGAUCCAACUACAAGGGAGCUCAAGGAAUGCUUCUUAGGGGAUUGUCCUUCAUCUUCCGCUUCACAACAACGUUUUCUCGACAUAGUGGAACGUUCUCAAAAAUCAAUAUUGUUGGUCGAAGCUUUGUAUUACGAGGAGAAUAUCAUCUCGUUGAGUUGUUUAGGAGAGUAUUCAGAUGCCAUGUUUGAAGAUCAAUCCGAAAUUACUACAAUUAUGGACGUGGAACCUCCUGCUUUUACUACAUUUGACCCGUCUCAAGCAACUGUUCUAGGGACAGUUGUAAGAAUGAAAGAUAAGAGAUUGCUUCGUGAUCUUGGAGGCGUAGAUGGUGUGAUCAGGGCCCUGGAUUCUGAUGCAGAGAAUGGAAUCCUUGGCGAUGAUGAUGAUAUCAGCACCAGGAAGAAAAUCUUUGGGUCGAAUUCCAAUUUGUAUCCUAAAAGAGACCUUGUAAAGGGAUUCUACCGUUGUUCAUUAGAAGCCAUUAAAGACCCUUUGAUCAUCAUUUUACUCUUUUUCGCAGUUGUUUCUCUCUGUGUUGGCAUAAAAGAACAUGGGAUGGUUUGGCCUGAAAGAGGAACCAAACUGCUUGAGAUUGUGGCUGUUGUCAUUAUUUCAGCUGUGACAAACUUUUGGCCUAUUACUCAAACUCCUGAGCAUUUGUCUGCAGCCAAAAACCAAGCUUAUUCCCCUCAGGUUGAAGUUGUAAGGUACGGAAAAUGGACAAAACUCGCAAUUUCUGAAGUUGUUGUUGGGGAUAUUGUGUUUCUGAAACCUGGUGAUCAAGUUCCAGCUGAUGGUCUGUUCAUAGAUGGGCACUCAUUGCACCUGGAGAAUCUGAUCUCGAGUGGUGGAAAAUCCGAUCAUGCUGAAGUUGGACAGGAGAACCCUUUCCUGUUCUCAGGGAAUAUGGUUGCAGAUGGUUACGCCAGGAUGGUAGUAACGGCAGUGGGAAAGAACAGGCGAAACAUGCAGCCUCAAGUGAUUUGGAUGAUGGGAAAACAUGCUCAUGAGUUGGAAAAUCUGACCUCCAUAAUAGGUUGGUUUGGUAAGGCUUUUGCUGUGUCAACAUUUGUGUGGUUUUUGUUUAGAUUCUGCGCCGAGGAAAACAACGAGGAAGCGAUUACUGGUGGUCAGGAAGCAGAUAUUGUAGAAUUGCUGAUUGCUCUUGUUGGAAUGCUGGCAACUGCAACUAUUAUUGCAUUAACUUCCAGCUUGGAAGGCUUACUUUUGGCUGUCAAAACAACUCUUGCCUAUUCAAUGAGGAGCUUGUUAAAAGAGCAAGUUCUUAUCAAAAAGCCCCUCAUCUGUCAUCAAGUUGCUUCUGUUGACACUAUAUGCUUCAACAAAACAGGAACUCUGACCUCAGAUUCCUCGGAGGUAAAGAAGUUCUGGCUCGGUCUAAGUUCCAUUGAAGAAGUACCGCACAAUUUGAUUGCUCCAAAUGUGCUGGAGUUACUUCACCAAGCAAUUGGCUUGAACACAACUCAACCUCGCUCGAGUUCCACUUUUGCAUCUUCCCUGAACUCUACAGAAGCCACAAUCUUUGAUUGGGCGACUCGCCAACUGGGGAUGGAGAAAGAAAGCUUAAGGCGAAGCUGCACCAUUCUUGAAAUUGAGCCCUUCAAUCCUGUCAACAAAAGUAGUGGAGUGUUGAUCAGUAGAAACAAUGACAACACAAUUCAUGUUCACAGGAAAGGGGCGCCUGAUGUGAUCUUGCCCAUGUGCUCUCAUUACUAUGAAACUACUGGAAUAGUUAACAUGAUGAAUAAAACCACAAGAGCCCUGUUGGAGCAGAUUAUUGAAGGAAUGACAGAACGUGGUCUCAGAUGCAUUGCCUUUGCGCAUAGAAAAACAUCAAUCGAGGAGUACUUUAACUUCUCGCGCCAACAGUUAACCUUAUUAGGCCUUGUGGGGAUUAAAAAUCCUGUAAGAAGUGGUCUUAGAAGAGUUGUAAGAGAUUGCCAAAGAGCUGGAAUAAGCAUCAAGUUGGUCACAGGAGACAACAUUCUUACAGCCAAAGCUAUGGCUGUAAGAGCUGGCUUACUAGAGCCUGACACUCAACUAGGAGAUAUAGUAGAAGGAAAGGAAUUCCGGGACUUCACUGCAGAAGAGCAAAUGGAGAAAGUGGAUCAGAUUCGCAUACUUGCUGGAGCUACUCCUUUCGAUAAGUUCCUCAUGGUUCAAAGCUUGAAAAAGAAAGGCCGUGUGGUUGCAUAUGUAGGUGGAGGCCUGAGCGAUGUUCAGGCGCUUAAAGAAGCGAAUGUAGGACUAUGUUUUGGGACUGAAGGGGGAGCCGAGAUCCUCAAGGCGAGUUCAGAUAUCGUGAUCAAAAGCAAGAAUUUGCCUUCAGUUAUCGAAAUUCUGAAAUGGGGCAGAGGAUUUUACGACAGUAUCCAAACCUACAUCCAGUUCUUGCUCACUGCCACUUUUGUUGAUCUAGUGGUUGACUUUGUGAUGACCAUUUUUCCCAAUGGUUUUACUCUUUUCCAUGCAGUUGCAGUCAUUUCCCCAGGUGAGGUACCAAUACCUGUAUUUCAACUCCUUUGGGUAAAAUUGAUUUUAGGCACAGUUGCAGCUCUUUCAGUCCUCAUAAAACAACCCUCUGAUGACCUUAUGUCCAAGCCAGCGAGGGACCAGAACGAGCCGUUAAUGACUGAUGAUAUGCAAAGAAACAUAAGUGCACAGGCACUGUACCAAAUCCUGGUUCUUUUGGCCAUCCAUUUCAGAGGGAAAUCACUGCUGAAACUGAAUCAUAAUGUGAAGAACACUGUGAUCUUCAACACAUAUGUGCUCUGCCAAGUUUUCACGCUCAUAAACGCGAAGCUGUAUGACCGGAAGAACAUCUUCCAGGAAAUGCACAGCAAGAAAUGGUUUUGGGGGAUCAUAGGGAUCAUUAUAAUCCUCGAAGUGGUGAUGGUGGAAGUUUGGAAGAGCAUUGCAGGAACAGCAAGGCUGGAUGCUAGGCAAUGGGGGUUAUGCAUAAUCAUGGCUGCUGCAUCUACUCCUAUCAGUUGGCUCAUUAAGAACAUCAGUCCUAUGAAAAUACCAUACCUCAACUCUGCCCAAGGAUCAAAUCUGAAGUCGAAAAUCGAAUGA